AUGAUCUUCUCCGACUUGUACAAGUCGCCCAGAUCACCCCUCUCGAAGCUACGCCACCCUCACCUUCAACACCACCAGACUCCCACGGAACAAGACCCUGACUUUGAUGCCGAUCUGCUCAGCAAGGACAAGACCAAGCAAAAGGAAGCUGUGAAGCGCUUCCUGGCGCAAAAGGUCCGCAAUGACUGGGACUUCAAGUGGCCCGCCCACAACAAUGCGCCAGAGCUCCCGGCUGCUGAAGAGCCCAUCAUCACAGAAACGGCAUCUUUAGCAGCGGACAAAGACAUUGAAGGCUUUCUCGAAGUGGCGAUAGAGAACGAAGACGACGAUAUCACGCCCGUUGCCGACGAGGAUGCAGUUGUGGACUCUGGCGAGGAAGCGGACUCUGAGACAGACUCGCCAUAUCCCGUGGAGACUCUGCUUCCCAUUGCACCUCCUCUCCUCCCACCAGCCAACCCGAUGCGUGCUUCCAUUACACCAGCACUAUACAUAUCCAUCUACGACAAGGUUGUCGUGCACUCGCUGCAGCCCUCCUGCCCCAUCAACCUAGGGGACAUGAUCCGCGCGUGCGUCACAGGGUGGAAGCGCGACGGCGAGUGGCCGCCGCGGCCGUCCGAGCUGCCGGCCGUCAUCGCCGUGCGCAAGAAGCGGGAGAAGCGCGACAGCGUCACGUCCCCCAGCUCGGCGAGGCGGAUGAGCUUUGGGUUUCUGAACCGCGGCGACAAGGACGAGAAGGACAAGGACAAGGACAAGGAGAAGCCGAGCGAGGCGCGCCGGGAGAGCAGCGUCGCGGAGGACGCGAGCUCGGGCAAGGCGUUCCGGCGGAGCAUCCAGAAGGUGCUGGGGAUCGGGCAUACGCAUAGCAAUUCGAACGCGAGCGCGAACGCUGGUGCGGUUGCGGUUGCGAACGGUAUUGGGCAUGGGAAAGAAGGCGGCGCAGGAGCUUAA
Messenger RNA from Phaeoacremonium minimum UCRPA7, 948 nucleotides. Its product is annotated as putative mitochondrial aaa protein. The coding region runs from base 1 to 948 and encodes 315 amino acids. The record is from RefSeq and is a predicted model, not a curated record. The transcript has 2 exons. NCBI's taxonomy places the organism in Eukaryota, Fungi, Ascomycota, Sordariomycetes, Togniniales, Togniniaceae.